Fundulus heteroclitus (mummichog) is the source of this 523-nucleotide messenger RNA. Its product is annotated as ladderlectin-like. The coding region runs from base 38 to 523 and encodes 161 amino acids. Gene Ontology annotation, molecular function: signaling receptor activity. The record is from RefSeq and is a predicted model, not a curated record. The transcript has a single exon. Lineage: Eukaryota; Metazoa; Chordata; Actinopteri; Cyprinodontiformes; Fundulidae.
AUUAAAUCUCUCAGAGUAAUAGACAUCAGACUCCAAUAUGAUGUUCUUCUUAUUAUUGUUUGGUCUUUCUCUGGCUGCUGUGGCUCCUUUGGAUGGACAGGAGAUGAAGCUACUGCGUGGCGGCUGCCCCGUGUUCUGGUACAGCUUCGAUGGCCGCUGCUACAAAUACGUGGCCACACUGAUGACCUGGGGUGAUGCAGAGCAGCACUGCGUGUCCCAAGGAGCAAACCUGGUGUCCAUCCACAGUCUGGAAGAAGAGAACUUUGUCAAAAUGCUGAUCAGCAACUUUGAUCCGGCUCAGGGACCCAACUGGAUUGGACUCUCUGAUGCUCAGAAGGACGGGACAUUCUUCUGGUCUGACGGGUCUAAACUCUCCUUUACCUACUGGAGUGCAGAUGAGCCAAACAACUUUAAAGGACCUGAACACUGUGUUCACACCAACAAGGAAACAACCAAGAAAUGGAACGAUCUGCCGUGCAAUUGGGAAUUGUCCUUUGUUUGUAAAGCUCGGCCAGCUUGUUAA